Messenger RNA from Mesoplodon densirostris (Blainville's beaked whale), 273 nucleotides. RefSeq names its product chromosome 5 C3orf85 homolog (gene C5H3orf85). Lineage: Eukaryota; Metazoa; Chordata; Mammalia; Artiodactyla; Ziphiidae. The transcript has 3 exons. Bases 1 to 273 code for a protein of 90 amino acids. The record is from RefSeq and is a predicted model, not a curated record.
AUGGCCUAUAAAAUGCUUCAAGUGGCCCUGUGUUCAACAUUGCUUAUAGGAGUGUUGGGAGCACCAUUUUUAUUGGAGGAGCCAUCAAACCAGUUCCUACAUCUCAAAAGACACAUAUAUUUUCAGGAUUACUGGAACCCAGACCACAGUCCGAAUACAUGGGGAAACACACUGGCUGAUCAGGCUCAUGAAACAUGGACUGCUUUGAAAACAACAGCACAGUAUUAUCUGAAUGUGAAUACUUUCACCCUUGACAUGUCUACUGCCCAGUAA